Messenger RNA from Acanthosepion pharaonis, 471 nucleotides. The record is from the annotation of a GenBank genome assembly. Lineage: Eukaryota; Metazoa; Mollusca; Cephalopoda; Sepiida; Sepiidae.
AUGCCUGUUCUCUCGCCUAACUUCCCCACCCACUCAACCUCCCUCCUUUUUUUUUCCCCCCCCUCCCUGAUUGGGAAUGCUCUCAGCAAGGUCAGUUGGUCAGCCUGUGUGCUUAUUCAUCUACAACUAGCCAGCUGCUAUCAUAAUUACUGUCCAGUUUGGCUUAGAGGGUGCCACUGCUCACACAACUGUCUCUUGCUAGCUUGUUCUCUGUCCCUCCUUCAGAACCUACCCUUUUCCUCGCUACAUCUACAUUCUGAUCAGGGAGGAUGUGUGGAGCUGAAGACCAGAUCCUGUCAGUGUGAUCAUUGUAUGUAUGUAUGUAUGUACGUAUGUAUGUAUGCCGCAGUGUUUCAAACACUCCUUCUCACAACAUCACAAUCAAUGGAUAUGUCCACCCAAAUUGUCAUAAUAAAACAGGCUGAAAUUCUAUACAAGCUUUCUUUCUUUCUUUUCCCUUGUUUUUUAUGA